AUGUCAAAUACGUCUAAUCUACAACGGUUGAAUAACAAGACUAUUAGGCUUACUGUCGUCGCAGCCGAUGGCGUUGUCAAGAGAGACGUCUUCAAGCUCCCUGAUCCAUUCGCAGUGAUCACCGUCGAUGGCUCACAAACACAUACAACUUCAGUUAUCAAGAAAACUCUCAACCCGUACUGGAAUGAGAGUUUCGAUAUUCAAGUCAAAGACUCCUCAGUUAUCGCUGUACAGGUAUUCGACCAAAGAAAGUUUAAACGUCGCGACCAAGGCUUUCUAGGCGUUAUUAAUUUAAAAGUUACGGAUGUUUUGGACCUUGAUAUCGGUGGAACUGAAAUGAGAACUUUUGAAUUGAAAAAGUCAAAUGAUAACCUAAUCGUUCAUGGAAAGCUUAUUCUUUACUUGAGCUCAAACGUUUCAAACCCUAUACCCCCUGCAAAUAUCAAUAGCACUAACAACUCUACCAACAAUACAAAUACUUCAGGUACUUCUACUCCUCCAACUUCUACUAACCCCCCUCCUAUCAAUUCCUCCAACUCUGCUACUUCUCUUGCAGGUCCUUCAAACAAUCUCGAUUCUUCUCUUCCAACUCACUCUCAAGCUACUUCUCCCGUUGAUCCUUCAAGGCAAUUACCUCCAAACAUUUCCUCAAACGUUGGUAGACAAUUCGAUCCGCAUGAGGAUCAAUAUGGCUCUUUACCCUCCGGUUGGGAACGUAGAACUGAUCACUUAGGUAGAACUUAUUACGUCGAUCAUAAUACUAGAACCACCACUUGGAAUAGGCCUAAUAAUCUCUCUACGUCUGUAAAUAAUCAAUCUGCUGAGCGCAGAGCUAUGGAUUCAAGGGCUCUACCUGACGACGUUUUAAAUGCUACCAGUAGACCUGCUCCUUCAAAUUCUAAUCUAGCUGCUAUGCUUAACAAUGGCCCUUCAAAUACUCAAUCUGGCCAAGGUCCUCUACCUGCUGGUUGGGAGCAACGUUUCACAGCUGAAGGUAGACCUUACUUCGUUGAUCAUAACACAAGAACUACUACUUGGGUUGAUCCAAGACGCCAACAAUUACUAAGAGUUCUAGGUCCAAAUGGUAAUAAUCUCUCUGUACAACAGCAUACUGUUUCUCAACUUGGCCCUCUACCAUCUGGUUGGGAAAUGAGGUUAACUUCAACUGCUAGAGUUUAUUUCGUUGAUCACAAUACUAAAACUACUACCUGGGAUGACCCAAGGUUGCCUUCUUCCCUCGAUCAAAACGUUCCUCAAUACAAACGUGAUUUCAGAAGAAAAUUAAUUUACUUUAGAUCGCAACCUGCACUUAGGCCAAUUCCAAAUCAAUGUCACAUCAAGGUUAGACGUAAUCACAUCUUUGAAGAUAGUUAUGCUGAAAUAAUGCGUCAAACUCCAAAUGAUUUGAAGAAGAGACUUAUGAUAAAGUUUGAAGGCGAAGAUGGUUUAGAUUAUGGUGGUGUUUCGAGAGAAUUCUUCUUCUUACUUUCACAUGAGCUCUUCUCUCCAUUAUAUUGCUUAUUUGAGUACAGUGCUCAUGACAAUUAUACUCUACAGAUUAAUCCAAACUCUUCAAUUAAUCCUGAGCAUCUCAAUUACUUUAAAUUCAUUGGUCGUUGUGUUGGUUUAGCUAUCUUCCAUAGAAGGUUUUUAGAUGCUUACUUUAUCACAUCAUUAUAUAAGAUGAUUUUGAACAAACGUAUCGGAUUACAGGAUUUGGAAUCCGUUGAUGCCGAAUUACACAGAUCAAUGUCAUGGAUACUCGAUAAUGAUAUCACUGACAUUUUAGAUAACAACUUUGUCGCAGACGUCGAAACUUUUGGUGAAAUUCAAUCUGUUCCUCUUAAAGAAGGUGGUGAAGAUGUUGAAUUAAACGAAUCAAAUAAGAAAGAAUAUGUUGAUCUCAUGGUUCAAUUCAGAAUCGUUACAAGGGUUAAAGAUCAAUUCGAAGCUUUUAUGUCUGGAUUCAAAGAGUUAAUACCACAAGAUUUAAUCAAUGUUUUCGAUGAGAGAGAAUUAGAAUUACUGAUUGGUGGUAUGGCGGAAAUUGAUAUAGAAGAUUGGAAGAAGCAUACUGACUACCGUGGUUAUACCGAGUCAGAUCAGGUUGUUCAGUGGUUUUGGAAUGUCGUGAAAAAUUGGCCAACUGAAAAGAAAUCUAGAUUGUUACAAUUCACUACUGGUACUUCAAGAAUACCUGUCAAUGGUUUCAAAGAUUUACAAGGAUCCGAUGGUCCUCGUAGAUUUACUAUUGAAAAGGCUGGUGAAAUUAAUCAUUUACCAAAAUCACAUACCUGUUUCAAUAGAAUUGACUUGCCUCCUUAUCGGAAUUUUGAAGCAUUAGAUCAAAAGCUAAGUACGGCUGUUGAAGAAACUCUUGGAUUUGCAGUCGAAUAG
Messenger RNA from Wallemia ichthyophaga EXF-994, 2397 nucleotides. RefSeq names its product E3 ubiquitin-protein ligase pub1. Gene Ontology annotation, molecular function: protein binding; ubiquitin protein ligase activity. The record is from RefSeq and is a predicted model, not a curated record. NCBI's taxonomy places the organism in Eukaryota, Fungi, Basidiomycota, Wallemiomycetes, Wallemiales, Wallemiaceae. The transcript is spliced from 3 exons. Gene Ontology annotation, biological process: ubiquitin-dependent protein catabolic process. The coding region runs from base 1 to 2397 and encodes 798 amino acids.